AUGGCGGAUAAUAAAGAGAAGCGCCGGUCCGCUGUUAUUCCUCCAGCCCUGGCCGACAGCAAAACGGCCAAAUGCGACAGCGACCGAGAGUUCCUGGCGCAGGCCGACGUGAGCGAGCUGCUGCGGGGCGCGAUCCUCAAGAUGGUGGAGGUGAGAACAGACGACCCCAUCGGCUUCUUGGCGGACCACUUCUGCAACCUGGCCUCUGUGAGCGAGGCUGGGACCGGGGGCAGCGAGGCGGACGAGAUGAACAACGGGACACUGGGAGGACGCGCGCACGAGCAGCAGAGACUCAACCGCGCGCUCUGGCACCUGCGUUUGGCGCACCACUCGCACAGAUCAGCCUUCAGCAACAAUGUCCGUGUGGCUUACGACCUCCUGAAUGAGCCCUCUCCCCCGCCCUGUCCACCUGACCUCCAGAUGAAUGAUACAGAGGGCCCCAACUCUGUGAGCGCCCCAGGCUCAGAUGGAGACGGAGGGGGUGUCCGGGGGGGUCUGUACACACAAACCCUCGAGUGCCUGUGCAGCGAGGGUGGGGUUCCCGCCUCCACCUCUGCCCCUCUCCUCCGCCGUCUUCACUGCCAGGACCACGAGGCUGUGCCCUACGAUGUGUUUCGGCACGGCGUGCUCACGUGUGCCGUGUUCUCCGACUACAUCCGCCAAGCUCAGAGGCUGUACGCUGAGGUGUGCUGCCCAGACGACGGGCCUGUCUCUCGGGCACUGGGCAUGGCGGUGAUAGGGACUCUGAAAGAUGCACUGGAGAUGUCGCAAGGCAGUGAAGUUAAAUGUGGUGCGAAUGCAAACACUAAAAGCAGCUCAUGUCCAGAAGCCAAUGUUAAAGCUCUACGGUAUUUAGAGGCCAGCGCCAAGCUGUCUCCAGACCAGUUAGCUCAGGCCAUGGCCAAUGCCCAGAGCAGAGGCCCUGGGGGAAGUAUGGACGCCAAGGAGUUUGAGAAUGCAGCGGCCGAAGUGUUUAUAACCAGGGUCAAAGUUUUGUCAUAGAGUUUACUCUGUUACUAUGUAAAAGAGGUAAAAUAACACUUAGAGCCAUCACUCCCUUUAACCACUUUACACGUAUACAGGCUACAGUUUGGUUGCCUGUGUUGUUAUAGGGAUUGCAAAGCAAACAAGUUACUUGGUAAUUUAGUGAGAAGUCUACUUCAGUGUAGCCCACUGUAGCCUAUCUCCUUCCUGUCACAUCACUGAGACUUUGGGUGAGCAGUGGGAGUAAAGUGUAUUGUGCAGGGACACAACAACAGAAUGUGUAUACACCCACAUGCCCAUGUGGCUACAAGGAAAAUGCUUCCUGACCGUGCACUGACUAAUAGCUUUACAGCAGCAGAUGAACUUGGCUGAAGCAUAUAUCCUAUUUAUCUUGUGUUCACAUUGGAAACACAAA
Messenger RNA from Boleophthalmus pectinirostris (great blue-spotted mudskipper), 1399 nucleotides. It is a transcript of the gene tpgs1, whose product is annotated as tubulin polyglutamylase complex subunit 1. The transcript has 2 exons. Gene Ontology annotation, biological process: carbohydrate metabolic process; protein polyglutamylation. The record is from RefSeq and is a predicted model, not a curated record. NCBI's taxonomy places the organism in Eukaryota, Metazoa, Chordata, Actinopteri, Gobiiformes, Gobiidae. Gene Ontology annotation, molecular function: hydrolase activity, hydrolyzing O-glycosyl compounds; microtubule binding. Bases 1 to 1002 code for a protein of 333 amino acids.